AUGGGCAACUGGCUGCCCAAGGAUCAAGCCCAUAUCAAACAGCGGCUUGCCACAAAGCUGGAAAAACUCGAGAAGAAGCAACAGCUUCAUAAAAAAGGAGUCAUCACUCUCGACCCUAGCAUCGUCGCGCUCCAGCAACUCAUUCCCCCUGCCUACCAGGAUGACCCGACUGGCAAGCCCCAACUUCGCGACUUUGAAACAAUGCUUGGACUCGUCGACAUGAUCCUCAAAGGACCACAGUGGUUUGACGUUCAGGAUCCGCCAACCGCAAUGGGCUUGAUUGGAUUCCCGAUCAAUGCGAUUCCCGAUUGGACAAUGGGUCCUCUAGCCGCCUAUCUCUUCGUCAUGGAAACCCAGCUCAACAGCACCUGUCUCAACCAAUCCAGUGGAUGGUUGUCUGCUGAAGCUCUGAACGUUCUUCUCGCCAAGGGCAAUGAUGGCAAGACGGACUACACAUUUCAACAGCUCUAUGAAUGCAAACCAUCACGUCCGUUCUUCGGUUUCACUUCUUCGGACAUGUUCUUCACCCGAAAGUUCAACCCUGGGAUCCGGCCCGUCGCAUCUCCAGAUGAUCAGCCGACAGCAGAGCAGCCAGACCCGACGCAAGUCAUUGCCAAUGCUUGCGGGUCAACGUCUCUCCAAUUUGCCACCAAUGUCAAGCUACAUGACACCUUCUGGCUCAAAGAGCAACCUUACUCGUUGGCUGAGAUGUUAGACAAUCAUCCCGAGACUGAGCAAUUUGUGGGUGGUUCAGUGUACCAGGCAUUUCUCAGAUCGUACUACUCGGAGAACCUCUCGCAGGGCUUCGAAAAUCCAGAGUCACCCAAUGCCGCCGCACCAAACAACUCUCAACCAUAUAUCUCCGCCGUGGCAGCACGUGGGAUCACCUUUGUCGAAGCUGACAAUCCUCUUUAUCGGGUUGAUGGGGAUUGGAAUCGAAUCGACAAGGGUCAACUGAUAGGUAUGUUCCAUUUCGGCGGUUCAACCCACUGCUUGGUUUUCCGGCCGCAGACGACCUUGGCCAGUCACAAAUUUGUCAACCCACCGCCAUGCGACCUGAAUGCCUCGAGCAACAACCCGGUCUGUAGUGCUCUGGCUGUGGUUACGCCGCCUCCGUCGAGCUGUUGA
Cladophialophora bantiana CBS 173.52 is the source of this 1128-nucleotide messenger RNA. RefSeq lists its product as uncharacterized. Bases 1 to 1128 code for a protein of 375 amino acids. The record is from RefSeq and is a predicted model, not a curated record. Gene Ontology annotation, biological process: phosphatidylethanolamine biosynthetic process. Gene Ontology annotation, molecular function: phosphatidylserine decarboxylase activity. Lineage: Eukaryota; Fungi; Ascomycota; Eurotiomycetes; Chaetothyriales; Herpotrichiellaceae. Gene Ontology annotation, cellular component: mitochondrion. The transcript is spliced from 5 exons.